AGUGUUCUUCGGGCCGAUUGAUUUGUCGAUUCUUGUUUCGAUGUAUUAUUAUAAUAUUUUUUACUCGAUAUUUUAGAAUGAAAAUAAAAUAACGAUCGAUUAAAUUGUAAAGGCUUAUUGUUAAAGUUUUUACAAAAACUUAAAAUGGGCGUGUGAAUUUAUCAAAGGCACCGGUUGCGAAAAUGUCUGUCCCUGAAGAUCAGGACGAUUUCAUAUUUCGUCCUCAGCUGCAUUUAGAUGCAAAAUGGUUAAAUCCUGAUUUACAAGAAGCGCUUCAUAAUCCUGAUGGUUUGUGCACUCUAUUCAACAGUCUUUUGCAAGACCGAGAAAUAUAUUUCGAGGCCGGAAACGGGCUCGUAAACGGUGCUGGUGUUACUUCUAAACUUGGUGACAGUGGAAAAUAUUACUGUGGUCUGAGGAUUCUCACUUGCACCUGUUGCGAUGGUCUGUGUGGCCCACACUCUGGGUGUGCCUGCCCACCAUGCAGUACUCUGUCAGCUGAGGAGGAGCUCAGAAUCUCUAUACAGUCUAAGCAAGUGGCACCACCUCCAUCCCAUCAGAUAGUUGAUGAUCUAAAGUGGAAACAAGACCCAGGUCCAGAAUGCCUGCAAAGUUUAAUGGAGGCUUUGGUCUGGGAACAGCGAGUGAGAGCAAUCAACACGGCUGUUAGUUGUCCAUUCAUAUCUCAGAUCCGUCGACUCAUUGUGUUGUGCAAUAGACAUCUUGUAGCUGUUAUUAGAGAUCAAAGUCAGAACAAAGAAGUGAAAAGAGUGAGGAUAGAAAGGAAGCCACCUCAUACAGUCAGUAACAGGGCAUUGAGCAAUGUGGUUGGUACUCUGAACAAACCUGGAGAGGGAACUGACACCCAGGAUGACACUGAGGAGCAGACUGAUGACUCAGAGAGUGCCAUCGGUCUCGCUCGCGUCGGCGCCCGCGCAGCCCUGCGCUUGGCACUAUCCCUCGUCCGUCGCGCGUGGCGUUGUGGUGAAGAUGCAGAUGUAUGCUCUGCGUUACUUCGGGAUGCUCUUGAUGCAGUUCGAGCCCUGCCAGAUGCGGGAUUGUUCGCUGGUACGGGGCCGACAACAGCCCCAAGAUCACAAAAGAUAUGGGCUGAAGUAGUUGACAGUGCUGCUAAAUUCCUUCAUCAAGUUGUAAUUGGAGAAGUAGGAUGCAACGUGCCACAAGGCGACUGGCGGACCUCCCUGUGUGUGUGGGUAGAGCUGUGUGCAAGGAGAGCCGAACUACCCGCUCUGUUGAAGGCUGCCGACGUUCUAGUCACAUUACCUCCUAAGCAGAAACGACAGCCCGACAAUAGGAUUGUUCUAGAAGAAUGUACAGCACCAUUAGGACCGUUUUUAAGACGAAUGGCGAAAGUUACAGCUCCAACACCCAUUCUCAACAGUGAACCAACUACUGAACCCAAUCUUACGGAAAUGUUUCUCAAGGAACUAAAUAUUCCAAGUGGUGAUGGGUUGAUGGGAGUGAGGAAAGCUGGUAUUGCCUUAUUAUGUCACCUGGAUAGACUAGGAGCUCCCCUUCUUCCGCCUUUGAAGGGAUUUGUGACUUGCACAGAAUCAGCCCAAGAAGUAGUAUCAGUUGGUUCAGGGUCCAUAAAUCUGGGUACAUUACGGAUACAGCAAAUAUCGUGUGCUGAGAAACUAGCCUUAUUGCUGACUCAAGAUGGCGUUGUUUAUACACUGCCUUACGAUACUAUGACACCGCAAUUAGUUCCAGGUCUUGAAAGUAAGACAAUAACGCAAGUAUCAUGUCACCCCGCCGGCCGGCAUUACUUGUGUUGCUCGUCUUGUGGCGGCGCGUGGUCCUGGGGGGCUGGCGAUGACGGCAGGCUGGGACAUGGGGACACAGCGCCCAGAGACGCGCCCGCCCAUCUACAUCAUUUAGCUCACCAUGAGGUCGUUAGAGUCGCUGCUGGGGCUGCUUGCAGUGCGGUAAUAACGUCUCGAGGCGCGUUAUACACCUGGGGACGAGGUGCACAAGGUCGACUCGGUCACGGCACCAUCGAGAACUGUCUCACUCCUCAACCUGUCUCCUUCAACGCUCAUAACAUUGAACGGGUUAUUGAUGUCGCGUUAGGUUGGGGUGAAGCUCAUACGUUAUGCUGUACAUGGGAAGGUGCCGUGCAAGUAUUCGGUGACACGGAGGCUGGAGUCCCUCGUGCCCUGACAUCACUGUCUGUCUUGAGGAUUACUCGCGUUUACACCGGAGAACAUUGGCAUGCUGCACUUACUGAUGCCGGUCAAGUAUACACCUGGGGUAAAGGUGAUAACUAUCGUUUGGGACACGGUAACCUUGAAAGUGUGAAGAUUCCAAAGUUGUUAGAUGGUCUACAAGGUAUAAGAGUAGUGGAUCUGUCUCUGGGAGCGACGCACGGCAUCGCUUUGACGGCAGAUGGCGCUUUGUACGCUUGGGGCACGCACGAACGCGCGCAAAUUACAAGACCUGUGCCGCAACUGUUGCAAGUACUCAACCCGUCUUUUAAGGCUAAUGGUGUCACUAGUGGAGCAUCACAGAUAAUAGUUUGGAGCGAAGAAAGUCCAAGAGAUCUACCGUCUUCUAUGCCAUUCGUUAUAGAUUUGUCUGAUAGCACUUUCAAACUUCUAGAAAGACUAUUGAGGAUAGUUGUAGAACAAAGCAGCUCAGCAACUAUAAAAGAGGUCGAAUGUAUGGCUAUAUCGUGUCUCAAUCUCCUGCGGUUACAAGUGCAAGCAUGGCAAUGUUCCCGUGGCUCAGAACCAGAAGAGGUAGAGGGCGAAGCUCGUUCGUGGUGUAAUGGCGUGCAUACCGCGCUGGUUGCGUUAGUCGAGGGUCGCGCGGGCGCCGGGGCCGCUACUGCAGCCAGGCGCGCGCUGGCCGCCGCCUGGCCCAUACUCCUGCCUACCCCACAUGUACGGGCACACCAUCUUAUCACGCUGUUGCCUCAAGGUUCAGUGCCAGCCAGCGCAGGCGCACGUUUCAUGACUGAGCUACUAGUUUGGUCGUUGCUCGGCGGCGGAGGGUUACGGGACGCGCUACGUAAUGCGUUGCAGGAUCAAUCCUCAGACGCGUACAAUCACUUGCAGCUUGACGCGGAUUAUGAUCAAGUUGAUAUAGUGACCGGACAACGUGGCCCGCCCCUUGCAGCGACAGGGGACGACAGUGACACAACAAUAACAGCAGGUUGUGCUGAAGAAUACCAGAUGAAUAAUGCAGCAGCAAGCGACAAAGGAGCUUCUGUGCCUUUAAUGCAUUUGGUAAAGCAUUUGAUCCGCAACACAUCCUGCCAGACGCAGAUGCAUAUAAACGCAAUAAUGCACGGCGAUACCAGUAAGGCGGACGAUCCUAAAGGACAUGAUACUGUCAGCCCUAGUUGUGAUCUACUCAUACGGUUUCAAAGGUUAUUAUUCUGUGAAGCAAUGUGGUCGCGUGGAGGGCGCAGUACCCGCGGCGGGGUGCGUGCUCUCAUCACUCAGUACAUUGAACUACUGGCAGAACAUGUGCAGUCCACUCUGCGGUACUUCGCCCGAGCUGUGCAUAGAGCUGAUAAUACACAACUUGGGUCGCUGUGUGAACUUAUUACUGCCGAUAUUGUUGGUCGUGUAGUCAGUGAGCUGGGUGCUUGGAUAUGCGCAUGCGCAGCUCGUUCCCCGUGUGCCCUAGCGGACUCUGCGAGCUCUCUAGUAAAGAUAGCGCGCGCUUGCGAUGACGCAGCUAAGGCUCUGCCAUCAGCUGCCAAAUUAGAUGCAGACCUUCUCGGAUGGCCAGGGCUCGUAUCCAAGAAACAGCAAUCGAAGAACAAGAUUAUUCGCAAAUGUGACCUCCAAAAUCAUACAAGAGAAGGAGGUUCAUGGGUCGUAAUAGCUGGUCACGUGUUCGACGUAGAAAACUUCGAGUGCGACAAUGCAAGUACAGUGGAAAUGAUCCGCAAGCUCCGCGGGUCGGAUGCCACGGCCGCUAUGAGCGUGGAUCCACACGCCGCGUACCUCUCGCGGGUCACCGAGAAAUGUGUCGGAUUGUACUCCGAUCAGAUGUACGCACAUAAGUGUCAGGAAAGCACAGCAAGCUUGAAGUGUCACCACAUUCUCUCGACUUGCGCAUUCAACGUGGCAGUCGGGCUGACACAGUGCGGGUCGCGCCUGGCUCGGUCGCUGCCCGUCCAACAAGCUGAACGUGACGCCGCGCCCUAUGCCGCCGCUGUCUUCCUAAGAGGGGGACUACAGGUCCCUCAACUAACAAAUCCAUUUGACGAGGAGAAGGCAGAGGCCCGCAGUGGUUCCUCUACUGGAGGUAACAGUCCUGCCGGCGACGCUCCAAUACCAACGCGGACGUCACGACCCCCUCGCCCUCCGCCUCGGGCCAACGUUGCUCAAUCACCAGCUAGAGCUGAAGCAUUGUUAUUCGCAUUGGCUGAACCUAAACUACAUGAUCCACUAGCUUUGCACUUAUGGUGGGCAUGUGAAAGACGCGAAGGUUGUGCUCCUCACUUUCCACCGGAGCAUCCUUUGGAAGAACUCCGUCGAGCGCUGCUUGCGGCUUUAUUAUACCACGCGGGGUUAAAGGAACAUGCGCUAGCCACUGCUAUGGCAGAAAUGGAAAAAGGCGAAGUGAAACUAUCGCCUGCUAUGUCAGAAAUCGUGAAGGCUGUUCAGCAAAGCAAAUGGACUCUUAUGAGGACCAGGCAGCAGCUUUCUAGAGGUUAUAAGGAGGUUUGCGCAGCGCCCCUAGAAAGAGCUCGGUUCCUUCUCCACGAAGUCCGUGCUGCUAUGUCUCCUGCAGUGUCAGCGUUAUAUUCUCGACCACCAUCACAUAGGCCUCCUACUGCCAAGAAAAUAUUCCAAAAAGUUAUGCGAGCAUCUAAGACGCCUGGGUUUAACAAAUGUUUCGAAACUACCAAAGAUCUCAGAAACAGACAGAAUAGUCUUAGUAAGAGCAUGUUCAAGGCCACCAGUAGUCUUCUACAAGGCGAUGCACUUCUGAUAAAGUCAUCUAUUGCUCAAGCUUCGAAAACUCCCGAAGACGCUCCCUGCAUAAUAGUUGAACCUUCCAGAGUACACAACGAGCCUCCCACCGCCCCUACAAAAGACACUUUACUUAGAUCUAAAGUAACCUUGAAAGUAAAAGAUAAGCCGUUAGAAAAAGAUUUAAAGAACGCAUCAAAUAAUGAUGAUAUGAAAAACGAUAGUCGCGUCGACCGAGACAAGGAUAGAGGCGACAAAGACGACUGUCCCGACAAAGAACACGACGACAAAACCCCUACGAACGAAAUAUCGAUUAGCUCAAUCAACGAUAUGACCGAUAACUCGAUUCUUAAAGAAUCGAUGGAAAGCGAGAAGCAAGUUAUGAUACUAGCUGAAGAUUUGAAGACUGAUUUGAUUAUGGCCGACGAAGAAAAGGAUGAUGAUAAUUCUGAAAGAAAUAAGUUUGUUAAUGCGUGGGUUUCGAGGCUCGCGUGUGAAGAGAAAGAUCUGUAUUGGCUGUUAGAAGAAGUUACUCAAGAGCAGCAAGCUUUGACAGUUGCCAUCAUUGACUUCGUCAUGACUGAAGACCCCUGUGAUAUAGACAUACUUAGGAGAGCUUUGUAUUGUCAGGUGCAAAGAGCGGAAAUGAGAAAGAAUGGUUACAGUAUGAUUAAUAGUAUGCUGAACUCGUCACAAACGAUGUCUGACAGCAUCAAGUACGCGGCUCUCGCCGGUAUAUUAGGCGCUAAUAUAGCGGAGUCCGUACCAUACGUGGCCUUAAAACCAAGCAUACCAUUAACACAUCCUUUAUUAGGCAUAGAAUCUGUGAUACCUUACUCAAAGUACAUGGUGUUGUUAGAACGGUCUAAGUUGAUGGAUUUCAUUCUGAUCGAGUUGAAAGCGAGAGUGUUAGAAGGAGAACAGACGCAGGCGCUACCGUUGAAAAUGAGCGCUAAUUAUGGUGCGCACGCGUUGCUUAAUCGACCGUCUCGAGCUAGAUUCCUUAUAACUUUGCUAUCACUUCUCAUAGAAGGAUGUCAGGGUCCUGAAUUAGAACAGUUAAUAAAUGGCGGAGCGCUAAGCUCAUGCUUAACCUUACUAAAACAAAUCGGAGGUGAUACGUCACAACUGACGUCACUCAUUUGCAAUGGGCUGAAGACGAAAUCGGAUUGCCUAAUAAUAUUCGAGGAUGAAAGACUAGGCGCCCGCGCACGUGGUGCGUCGCUGUCUGGCCCUGAACUAGCUUCUUUGAUGAAGAUUGGUACUCGCGUAGUGCGUGGCAAGGAUUGGAAGUGGGGUGAUCAGGAUGGCGUACCCGGUGGUGAAGGUAGAGUUAUAGGAGAGUUAGGAGAAGAUGGGUGGGUACGAGUGGCAUGGGACGCAGGUGGUACAAACUCUUAUCGAAUGGGCAAAGAGGGGAAAUACGAUCUCAAAUUAGCCCGAUCUCCAUCACCUCCUCCUUCUGUAGAUGAAACUGUGCAUGGAAAUGCGGUAACAGACAAUAAUGUAGAAUGGUGGCCAGUUAGCGAAGUCCGUGCAGCUUGUACUGGAGCUAUUCGAGCUCUGUGCGCCGGUGCAGGCGGUGCACUCGCCAGUGUUGGUACCGUGGCUAGAAGAAAUGUUGCUGCGUUACAAAGAAGACUUUUGACCUUAGCGCAUGCGCACUCUACACCUCCGCCCACCGCGUUUGCUACGCAUUAUCAUACUGCGUUAGCGUUGUUGCGAGCAAGUGCACAAAGCCUAGAGAUGCGCAUAUCUUUAUGCACGGAUUCGUGGUUCGAACUCUGCUACAGUAUUAUCUCGGCUGCUGACAAGCCAAUCACACAGGAUCUCAUUUAUUUACAAAUUCAGGCACUAUGGCUUCUUCGCCGCGUUCUAAUAGAGCACACAGGCCCGCCUGAGUGGCGGCGUACGGUCGGCGCUCAAUUGUUAGCGCUGAUUGGACGAUUGUGGCUCGAGACCCAUUCGUGGGACCCCGCCUUCAAACCCAACCACCAAGCUUUGACCAAUAACACUGAUGAAGAGGAAGUUGAUAAUAGAUGGCGCGCCCCAGCGACUGCGAGCUACACAGGAGCUACGUGCGCAGCCCUCGUACAGUUGGUCAGACAACUGCAUUCAGCGGCGCAGUGGCACAACCCUAUUACUACUUUACUGUUGGACAAAUUGCAGUUAGCUGCACAGACGAUUACAACCGACUGGCAUUGGUGGCCUCACACAAGUCAAGAUUUGACACAAACAAUGAAACCUGCACCUCCAAGCCUUGAGAGUUGUCUCAUUGCUGGUGCACUGGGAGUUGUUGGCGGCGUAGAAUGGCGUAUAAGAUUAGGACAGCGAGUAACUGCUGGGUCACCGCCUCGGAGUGCUAUUGUAACUCAACUAUCGCCCAGAGCGAAGAUUACUCUAAUACACGAAGACAAUACUACUACAAAGACUGAACUUAGUGGUAUUCAGAGCGCGGAAAGUGACCGGCUCUCCCUACCGCUGGGUGGAGGGGAGAGCGCAUUACGUGUUUGCGCUGCAUUGCUCGGAGCUGGACCUCAGGCGUCGCCCAUGCAUCCACAUCAUUUGCCUGCUGAAAUCGACAUCUACGGCCUAAGGAAGCAACAGAUGGAAUUGCUAACACUAUGCGCCGUACGUGGACUUCUCACCACAAGGACUAGACUACGGAAGGUUCUGAUGCAGCCACCAGACCAUGCGGGUAACGUAGACAGAGGAAUAGUACUAGGUACUGAAGGAACUCUCCUCAGACGCCUACUGGCGCUAGCGACUCGGCCGAGUCCACUGGCCGCGUCCCACUCUCCGCGCGAACUUGAAUCUGCGGCACUCACUAUUGUACAACAGUUGGCUGCGCAUGUCAAUGGAGAUGAUAAAGAUCAUGACGCGCCACCCGAAAUGCCGAUCAUAGAUAAAAGCAACGUAAUGCAGUUAUCGAUGGGACCAUCUACCAGUACAGCAUCAUUAUCUCGGAAAGAUCUCAACACAUGGGCGAACUCAUCACAAGUGCAACAAGUUAUAGAAAUGGGGUUUUCUAGACAUGCUGUAUAUGCCGCUAUUCAAGCCUUAGGUGGUACUAGUCUACCUUCAGUCGAGUCUCUAGUCGUAUAUCUAUUAGAACUACCUCAACAUGGUAUGGACGAUUCGGUGUUCGAAAUGCGACCUCUUAACAAGCCGGAGAAGAAACAAACUCCGUACAGGUGGCGCAGUUGUUUUGCUUCCGAAGAAGAGUACGCUCAAUACUUGUCUGAUGUCAUAACUCCUGGGAUGACUGUACGAUGCUGUAAGGCCGUUGAGCCGGUUGCUUUAGGAGAUGUCGGACAAGUGCAAAAAGUCGAACGUGAUAUUAAACAAAACGUCUUCUUACACGUGGAGUGGCGCGGUUUAGGCCGUGUGUUUGGUGUACGCGCAUUGCACGCUGAAGUGGUAUCGGGAACGCCCCCCUUCGCGGUGGGAGAUAGAGUGCGCGUUCGCGCUGCCGUCACUCAGCCGCGGUACAAAUGGGGGUGCAUCGACCAUACCAGCGUUGGGACUGUUACUUCAAUCUCAAGUAACGGUCGCGAUCUAACCGUAGACUUCCCUCAACAACCUGGCUGGACAGGACUAGUUAGUGAAAUGGAGCUUGUUACUGAUCAAUCGGAGUGGGGCGAGAGUGCGGGUGGGACGGCGGUAGGCUGGCGCGGCGCAGUGCGGGCGGUGCGCGUGUCCUCGUGCCGCCCCGGCGCAGGCGCACGCCGACUACUCGACUCGCAACCACAUACGUAUUGGCAGAGUUCCAGCGGGAACGGACAGCACUGGAUCCGUGUGGAGAUGCGUAAUGGAGUGCGCGUGCGCCGGCUAGGGCUGGGAGUGGGCGGCGGGGCGCACGGGCCGGCCGCGCUGGCAGUACGCGCGGGCGCUACCUUCGACGACGCUGCGCUUGCGCCGCUGGCCGCCGUACCUUGCACGCCCUCUGCCCCUACAAGGGACAGACCCCCCGCUCAUUUAGCUCAAAUACAGUUGCUGGCUGAUUGUAAACAGUAUUACGCUUGCAUUGAGAUCGGUAUAAAACAAAAUCGGAACGUGAACGCCGAUUGCCGUGUUCAUGGUUUAUACAUAACGGGCUUCAGACCAAAUCCGCUGUAUACCGAAGUGUUGCAGAGUAUGAACUUUGUAGCUGAAGAUUGGAUGGAGAAAGAUACUCAAACGGGUUCUGUGUCAGCUGAUAAUAAUCCACCCGCGUUACCAAGUGAUUCGCCAAAAGUAUACGUUUGGGGUUUAAACGAUAAAGAUCAACUUGGUGGUGUGAAAGGAUCUAAAGUUAAAAUUCCCGUCUUCUCGCCCAGUCUCAGCGCUUACCGACCAGUUCAUAUCGCUGGUGGAUCGAAGACACUGUUCAUUGUUUCCCAUGAUGGAAAGCUGUUUGCAUGUGGCGAAGGUACAAACGGUAGACUGGGACUGGGUCACAGUAACAACGUGUCCAGUCCGCGCGCCAACCCGUACCUCGCGCACGUACUCGUACGCCGCGUCGCCGUACAUUCAGGCGGGAAACACGCGCUCGCACUUACUGCUGAUGGCAAGGUCUAUUCUUGGGGUGAAGGCGAAGAUGGAAAACUGGGUCAUGGUAACCGCAUCACUCUAGAAGUCCCGCGCCUUAUAGAGACGUUGUCUGGAGAGAGGGUCGUGGGCAUUGCGUGUGGGUCGGCGCACAGUGCGUGCGUGACUGCCCGGGGACAUCUUUACACGUGGGGCAUGGGCGAAUACGGCAGGCUUGGACAUGGAGACGAUAUGACACAACUUUACCCAAAAAUGGUGGAAGCUCUAGCUAACUUCAGAGUAGUACAAGUCGCGUGUGGAUCCCGCGAUGCGCAAACAUUGGCUCUCACUGCUUGCGGCAAAGUAUUCUCUUGGGGAGACGGUGAUUUUGGCAAAUUGGGCCGAGGGGGCUCCGAUGGUUGUGCAGUGCCAAUGAACAUUGAAAGACUAAACACUCUUGGAGUUAUUCAAGUAGAAUGUGGUGCUCAAUUUAGCUUAGCUUUGACUAGAGAUGGAGAGGUCUGGACAUGGGGUAAAGGCGACUAUUUCCGUCUGGGCCACGGAUGUGACGCACACGUUCGUCGUCCGACCCUAGUGGAAGCGCUGCGCGGGCGCCGAGUCAUACACGUAGCUGUUGGAGCAUUGCAUUGUCUUGCUGUUACUAGUGAACAUCAGGUAUGGGCAUGGGGUGACAAUGACCAUGGUCAACAAGGGAAUGGUACAACCUGUGUUAACCGUCGGCCGGCUCUCGUCGCCGGCGUGGAAGGGGUACAGCGGGCCGCCGCCGGCUCCUCUCACUCAGCCGCCUGGUCGCUAAGACCCUCUGCAUUGCAACACGAUACUCACACUGCUCAUGUAGCUCCACUACCUUUUCCAACGUUAAAGGAUCCUUUGGGAGCACAGAGUUUAGGAUUAUAUUCAGAAGAAGCAGUUGUAGAUGAGCCUCAAGGUUCACGAGCGUCUCUAGCUGCUGCAGCCUUGGCUUUGGAGCCGCCUGUAGCCGUACAACAUGCACUGUCUUUAAUUCUACUUGCUUUACAUAUAACUCAGGCGCGCAGUUUACUAGUGGAGGCUCUUCGUGCUCACGAGGCUUGUUCGACGGUGGCGCCCGUAGUGGCUUCAAUAGACACGGAGGACGAAGAUGCUGAGGGUGACGCUCGAACUGGUGGCGGAGAAGCCCCUGCUGAUAGGGCUACUUUACCUAGUGGAGCAAGUAGCCCACUGAGCGGUUCGAUAUCGUCUCGUCACUCUGCAGUGAUGUCAUCAAGCGCUGUUUCUGUAGCGGCGGCCACGAUGACUGUACAACAAGCUGAGGCUCCUAAGUUGGUGCUAGAUGAAUUCACAUCACAACUUGGAGAGUCAGACGCAAGGGCUCUCGUUGAUUUAUUGAAGUUGGCGGCAGCUGGAAGGAUUCCCGACUCAAAUAAUGCAGUGAAGAUCAUUACUGAUGUUCUUAUGGCUUUGUGCGCCAGUAAGCCGGCUGUAGCGGACAUGGUGGUAGAGGUAUGUGUGUGUGAGCUGGAGGAGGCUGCCGCGGGAGGAGGGCGUGCACCCCCUCAGCCCGUCACUGUGGACAGUCCGCAUCCGUAUGCUGAUGAUACUGAUAUAUCAGGCGUAGUUAAAAUCCCCGGCGCGAUAUCUCUUCGCGUGGUCUUCGAGCAGGGAUGUUCAACAGAGAGACGUAACGAUCCUCUCACUAUAUCGGAUAGUACCGGUCGGGUACUGGCCACUCGAUCGGGACGAGAACCAACUGAUUGGGCGCAGGAAAUAAUCGUUAACGGUGAUGAGCUGCGUUGGAGGUUUACAAGCGAUGGUUCUGUCAACGGUUGGGGCUGGAGAUUCACCGCUCAUCCUAUGUUGCCCGCACAUUCUGUUACUGAAAGCGGUUCGGAUCGCUACGUCUUGUCAUGUCCGUCAGUGGAGUUGGCGUGGCGAUUACUUGACGGUCCAUUACUGGCAGCGAUAUCCAAUGACCAUCAGUUGGCCCCAAGGUUGGCUCAAGCAUUGGCCAUAUGUGCGCAGAUGCCGACUUUAUCUUGGCGAGCUCGCGUAUGGUGCGUACGUCGGCUCCGCGGCGUGGUAUGCGGGGGCAGUGGUUGCGGGGCGGGCGAGGGCGGGCCGGCCGGCGCCCCCGCGCCCCCCGCCCUGCAGCAACUGCCGCAGCUUCUACACGCGCAGUACGACCACGAGGAACCCGCACUAAGGACUGGCACGCAUUUAUUACACACGCAUUAUCUUAAGGAACUAGCCUGGCUCGCAUGUGGUCUUCGCAUGGAUACUCGUGUGUGCGGAGGUCCGGACUCAGCGCGCUGGUCGUGGUUCAAGCGAUACUGUCUCUGUGUGCGUACUGCGGACGCACUCAUACGACGCUCUCCACUACCCACACCCUUCCUAGCUGACGUACGCAAGAGACUCUCAGACCUCGGCGUCUACUCCGACGAAACCAGCGAACCAAAUUACCAAUGGGAAGAUAACACAAAAUUCACAAAGCAACACGAUGAACAACUCCUGCAUUGGGUUAACAAACGUCCAGAAGACUGGUGCGGUUGGUGGGGUGGUGGUUCCCGAGGCUGCGCAGUGUACGGCUGGGGUCACAACCACCGCGGGCAGUUGGGCGGCGUCGAGGGGGCCAAGGUGCGGACCCCCACGCCCUGCCAUGCACUCGCUGCACUCAACCCCGUGCAGCUAGUGGGCGGGGAGCAAACGUUAUUCGCUGUCACACCUGAUGGAAAGGUCUAUGCUACUGGUUACGGCGCUGGCGGCAGACUGGGCAUCGGAGGCAUAGACUCCGUCUCACAACCCACACUGUUGGCUUCGAUACAACACGUCUUUAUCACGAAGGUCGCAUGUAACUCAGGAGGCAAGCAUUGCUUGGCGCUUUCCGCUGACGGCGACGUUUACAGCUGGGGUGAAGGCGAAGACGGCAAGCUUGGACAUGGGAAUAGAGUGAGCUACGACCGUCCCAAGUUGAUAACAGCUUUAUCUGGUCUCGAAGUAGUGGCUAUUGCUUGUGGGGGAGCCCACUCUGCGUGUUUGACCGCUCGAGGGCGCAUCUACACCUGGGGUAAAGGCAGGUACGGAAGAUUGGGACACGGGGAUUCUGAAGACCAGCUCGUCCCGAAAAUGGUGGAAGCUUUAUCGUCAUACCGCGUGAUAGACGUCGCUUGCGGGUCUGGAGACGCACAAACACUUUGUAUCACUGAUGACGACAAUGUCUGGUCUUGGGGAGAUGGUGACUAUGGAAAACUAGGGCGCGGUGGUUCCGAAGGCUGCAAGCUUCCAAUGAGGAUAGACUGUCUGAAAGGGCUUCGCGUCGUCAAAGUUGAAUGCGGAUCUCAAUUCUCAGUGGCGUUAUGUCAAUGUGGAAGCGUUUAUACAUGGGGCAAAGGAGAUUACCAUCGACUUGGACACGGCAGCUAUGAGCACGUAAGGCGUCCCAUGCGUGUCACAGGCAUGCAGGGGAAGACUAUCGUGUCUAUAGCUACAGGGAGUCUUCACUGCGUGGCAUGUACGGACAACGGUGAAGUUUACACGUGGGGUGACAAUGAUGAAGGACAAUUGGGAGACGGGACCACACUUGCUGCUCAAAGACCCAGACUUUUGAUGGCUUUGCAGGGUAAGCGUGUGACUAAAGUAGCUUGUGGCAGCGCGCAUACAGUAGCGCUGUGCGUGGAAGCCCCCCGAGCCCCGCGCGCCCCGCCCGCUCCGCCCCUCGAGUGCCAUCUACUGAGGGACCUACCGCCACAACUUAUAUGCAACCGACUGGUACUUCUCCAUCAAUUUUCGGAUCUGGUGUGUCCUAACCUUCCGUUAUUGAACCUCGACGGACCUCUGGAUCAAUUGAGGACUCUGCUAUUCUACAGUGUCAAAGAAGCAGCAUUUAGGAAGGCGAUAAUGUCAACAAUGGUACGGGAAAGGCAACACGGUCCCGUAGUGGAACUGUCCCGCGUGGCGGCGCGUCGCGCCCGUCGCGGCGGGGCGGGGCUGGCGGGGCCCGCCGGCAUGCGCUCCGUCUUCGGACAGAUGGUGGCACGCCUGCCCGCACUCACGCAGGAUGCCUUAGCAUUGCCACACCGUGUUUGGAAGGUUAAGUUUGUCGGUGAGAGUGUAGACGACUGUGGCGGAGGAUACAGCGAGAGUAUCGCGGAGAUGUGUGAGGAGCUACAAAACGGGUCACUCCCACUACUGAUGGCCACGCCCAACGGACGCGGUGACGCGGGCGCAUCUAGAGACGCCUUCUUAUUAAACCCUACCGCCAACACUCCGCUACAUCUCAACUGCUUCCGGUUUCUUGGUGUACUAAUGGGCAUAGCAAUUCGUACGGGCUCCCCGCUAUCUCUCUCUCUAGCGGAGGGAGUCUGGCGACAGCUAGCUGGCCAGCCACUGCGGCCGCAAGACCUGGCUGAAGUGGACAAAGAUUUCUUGCCUGCCUUGCUGUGCAUCAGGGAUAUGACGCCUAAUAAUAAGGAACUACAAAACCUAGAGCUUCCAUUUUCGAUCCCGUCGGCGGCGGGACACGAGGUGCCUCUCUCUACGAGACACAAACGUGUCACGCCGGACAAUAAGGACGAAUACGUACAGCUCGCUCUACAUUAUAGACUGCAUGAGUUCGACGAGCAAGUCCGUGCAGUCCGCGACGGUAUGUCCCGCGUGAUACCGGCGCCAUUGCUGGGGCUGUUCACCGCUGCUGAGCUGGAGACCCUCGUCUGCGGAUCCCCCGACAUACCUGUGCAUGCGCUCAGAGCCUCUGCUACUUACAAAGGUAUCGAGCCCAACGCACCACUAGUGCAGUGGUUCUGGGAGGUGAUGGAAGAGCUGUCUGGCAGCGAACGAGCACUGUUCCUACGUUUUGUGUGGGGACGGACUCGUUUGCCUAGAGCGCCACAAGACCCUAGGCAAAGGGACUUUGUACUACAGGUGUUAGACAAAUACCAACCGCCAGACCACUUCUUACCCGAGAGCUACACAUGUUUCUUCCUUCUCAAGAUGCCAAGGUAUUCGUGCAAAUCUGUUCUACGGGAAAAACUAAGAUACGCGAUUCACUUCUGUAAGAGUAUAGAUACAGACGAGUACGCGCGUGUAGCUUUAAGUGCAGCUGAACGAGUCUCCUCAGAAGAAUCUGACUCUGAAGCAGAUGCACCGACGCCAGUAGUGAACCCCCCACCUUUGUAUUCACUAAGUAGAGCGCCCACGUGGCUCUGAGACCGCGCCGAUGGUCCUUGGACCAUACACGCGGACCUCGCGCUACUCGCCGCCCGACAAGCUUAGUCAAUCCAACAAUUGAUGUCAUCGGGCUGAUGAGAUAACGAUCUAAAUAAUAAAAAUAAAAGACAUUAACCAGGCGUCAGGCAGUGAAUCAUUGACUAUUUUCGAAAUAUAUUAAAAUAAUACGAAAAUGUAACCAGUGAAUAUUUAAGGUGUUCUAAACAAGUUAUUUUUAUAUAACUUUACGCUUAGUGACAUUGAAAUAUGUAGCGGUUAUUGACAUAGGAAUAGACAACUUUUCCCAAAAAGAAGAUAUAUGCUUGUUACGGCAUGUAUUUUCUUUUUGAAGCGUCCGCAAGUUGUAUUUAUACGGGACGAGUCAUUUCGAAUCUUCACAAAGCUUGUGCGCAUGAGCAUCCGAAGCUAAUGUCUUCAUAUUUAGUAUUAUUAAGGUCACUGACACCACGCACUUGCAAGCGUUCAUCCUAGUCGUAACUUCUAUAUCAAAAAGCAAACGCUUCGUUAGUAUUUCACAAAAAUGAACACGUCAUGUCAGGCUGUUGUGUAUUAGCAAUAUCCUCACUUCGAAUACUCUUAGAAAUUACUCGUUGUAAAUCAUGAUAUUUUAACGCUAGAAUAUUAUACUCGAAUGUUCGGACUUCCUUAUAUUGUAAACGCAAUAUAAGUCAACGUUACAAUUACCGAAUCGGAUUUUUCAAUUCCAGCAUUCCAUCCAUAGCUUAGGUACCGAGCGACUUUCGUACCUAUGCGAGAAUAUGUUUAAGAAUUAUAAUUGUAUACAACGAUCGGCAACACUGCCACAUUCCAUUUUAACUUAUAUUGUAACGCUUCGUAAUCUCGUACUACCAUCGAAGAAUCGUGACCAA
Molecule: messenger RNA, 15556 nt
Organism: Spodoptera exigua (beet armyworm)
Lineage: Eukaryota; Metazoa; Arthropoda; Insecta; Lepidoptera; Noctuidae
Source: the annotation of a GenBank genome assembly